This is a messenger RNA of Colletotrichum graminicola M1.001, 3825 nucleotides long. RefSeq lists its product as uncharacterized. NCBI's taxonomy places the organism in Eukaryota, Fungi, Ascomycota, Sordariomycetes, Glomerellales, Glomerellaceae. The coding region runs from base 1 to 3825 and encodes 1274 amino acids. The record is from RefSeq and is a predicted model, not a curated record. Gene Ontology annotation, cellular component: nuclear pore transmembrane ring. Gene Ontology annotation, molecular function: structural constituent of nuclear pore. Gene Ontology annotation, biological process: protein import into nucleus; nuclear pore organization. The transcript has 4 exons.
AUGAGCGCGACUCCGAGACAGCGGACUGGUGGUUUUCCACAAACACCAGCGACCGCAGCACCUGGCAGAUCCCGACGACAAGACCCCGACCCAAACUCCUCCGUCUCCUCCCAGAAGAGCAGCCGAUCGUCCGCGCUGCCCCUGGCCCCCGAAAAUGUCUCCCCAGGCGGUCCUGCGACCGAGCCAGUCAUCCCGUUGACAGUUCUCGAUGCACCCCAACAGCGUUUUUACGCCUUCGCCAUUUAUGUUGGUCUGCUGGCAUGGAGGUUCUAUGACUGGAUCAAGCUGGUGGAGGAUAACGACACGUCCGCUUGGCUGUUUCUCAAAUGGGUCUUCAUUGAUUUUGGAUUCCUGUUCGGCCUCCCGGAAAUGAGGAUACCAUGGCUAGAGAUGUCGCAACCCGUCGUUACAGGCAUUUUCCUCUUCCACGCCUUUUUCAACUUUAUGUUGAUGUUCAACAUUCCGCUUCCACUUCAGCCAUGGCUCGUUGGCUUUUUCAAGGUCUUCUACGACCGCGAGGUUGCCGUUUCAGAGCACACUGUCAAGGUCUCGAGCAUCUUGCAUAACCACUCCUUGAUCAUGGGAAGACAGAUAAUCAACAUUUUGCCAGAGGGCUCAGCGGUUCUGAAUUUUGACCAAACCCCAUUCUGCAUCGGCGAUGGUCGAGAGAUCGUCCGGCUGCCUAUCCAAUUUAACUCAACGAUACCCGCAGAAAUGGAACUCACUCGCAUUGAUCUCUAUACCAACCAAGAAGAAACCAUCAAACUGUCUAGUCGCGAGGUUAGGAAAAUUGCGAAGCAGAUCAAGGAUCAAACGGCAGAAUCCAACCCAGCAGCCCACAUCAUCGAAUACCCGGUCAAAAAGACCGGUGUUUACCGUCUCGGCAAGGUUCUGGAUGAAUACAAGCUCGAGGUCCAGCGCGCGACCCGAGACACAUAUGUUGUGCCCUGUCCCAAGGCAAAAUUCCGAACUCCCGACAACGAGGAUCGCUGCAUCAGGGACUUGUCCGACUUGCUUGUCGAUGUCACUGGAACCCCGCCCUUGAAGAUUGUCUACAGCCGAACAGUGAAAGACAAGGACAAGAGUUUCCAUUUCCAGAGCCUACAGCCCGAGGAUUAUACGUCGCCCUUGCUAGGCUCGCCUUCUUCCUCUUUGACUCCUGCUGGCGACGAGGAUACGUCUUGGGUCAAGCCACAAACCGUGGCAGUCCGUCUGAACGAGACCCUGGAUGAGCCAGGUCUAUGGCAGUAUGCUGUGGAUGAGGUUACUGACGGGUUUGGUAAUGUUCGGAAGUACGCACCUUCUGCAGACGAGACUGAAGCCCGUACCCGGCCCAAGGACCUGGCCCGCACGUUCAAGGUAAAGGAGCGACCCAAGGUCAAGCUGGAAGGCUGCGAUCUACGCAACCCUAUCAAAGUUGCCAAGAGACGAGAGGCUCGUUUGCCUGUUCGCUUCUCGAUCGAUGGCAACGCUCCAGAUACCUCUCACCACUUGACAUGGGACUUUUCGCCCAUCGACUCGUUGACCAACAGCGGAGACCACGGCGACAAGGUUUCUGUGGUUUCCUAUUCCGCGGCUAACUCGCAUGAUCAACCUCUUGUUUCGGAGCCAGGGCUUUAUACCCUCAAAUCAAUUUCGAGUGGCUCUUGUGAAGGAGAAGUACAGGAGCCAUCCUCAUGCCUUUUGCUCAACCCUCUGGAGCCGCAGUUAUCGAUUCGCUCUGAGGAGAUACCCGACAAGUGUGCAGGAAACUCUGUGGGACUUCGUGUGGACCUGGACCUGAUUGGAACACCGCCAUUCGUGGUACGGUAUGAUGUCGUUGACGAAAAACUCAAGACCAGGCAUGAGUCGGUACAAGUCAAGGGUCUCAGACAGCAAGUUGAACUCAGGCCCACGGCAGCCGGACACCACAAGUAUAUUUUCAAGUCCAUCGACGAUGCGAUUUACACUGGUCAGCGUUUGAGCCCCGACAUAACACUCGAGACAGACGUCAAACCGGCAGCUUCAGCGGUCAUACAGCACAGUACCGGAUCCAAGAGCGCAUGCCUGGACGAACCAGUCGAGGUUGAUAUACUUCUUCUUGGCGACGCCCCUUUUUCGCUCGAAUGGGAGCUUGUACACGAUGGCAAACGCAAGGCUGAGCGCGUCACCGACAUUCAAGGCUCGACGUACAAGAUCAAGACCAAGCCCCUUGCUAAAGGCGGAGAGUAUACACUUUCUCUCAAUAGCGUUCAGGACAAAUCGGGGUGUCGCACAUUCCUCAAGGACGAAUUGAAGAUUUCCGUCAGGCGCCAGCGGCCGCGUGCCGCAUUCGGAAUGCUCGAGAAUAAGCGGAGCUUCAAAACAAUCGAACACGCCGAGGUCAAGCUGCCUUUGCGUCUUCAGGGAGAUGGUCCUUGGACAGUUUCGUACCGCAAUGCCGAUGAAGGCGAUGUUGUCCACCAACGGAAAUUGAGGAACAACAACGACAUCAUUCCCGUUAAAGCACGUGGCCUGUACGAGAUUGUCGACGUCCAAGACAAACAAUGCCCCGGAGUCGUGGAUCCUCAGGCGUCCAAGUUCGAAAUCGAUUGGUAUCCUCGGCCGGAGAUUUCCCUGGUACAGUCCGAUACGGUUGUCUUGAAGGGCAAGGAAUUUAUCAAACGUGAUAUUUGCGAGGGGGACAUCGACACGUUUGAGGUCAACCUCAAGGGUUCUGCUCCCUUCCAUGUCGAUUACAGUGUCAAGUACAGUCCCUUUACUGGCUCUGGCUUCAAGGGCCAUGCCUCUAGCAGUAGUAUCAGUAAAAAGGAGCUGGACACCUCCCUCAACAAAGCGACUAUUCCGAUGGAUACUUCGAAGCCCGGAGAGUACACCUACCAAUUCUCCGACUUGGCAGAUAAUCUCUACGACAGCGCGACAAAUUCUCGUUCUCUGACUGUGGCUCAGCGUGUUAACGCCAAGCCAUCUGCUGCCUUCGUUAAGCCUGGGCAGUCGUUCAAGUAUUGCAAGACGGAGCAGGACAGGGAAGACACGAUUCCCAUCACUCUCAACGGUAUCGCUCCAUUCUACGUCGAAAUCGAGAUCAAACAUCACAGCGGCACUGUCCCUGAGACGUACAGAAUCCCGUCAAUCCAGACGAACUCGUACGGCAUCCACAUUCCAAGGCAGCAUCUGCGUCUUGGAAUACAGCAUGUUCGCAUUCGCGAAGUGAGAGAUGCGCGCGGAUGCCAAAAGAAGUACGAGAUUGGUGCACCAUCUGUACAGGUGCACCUCCACGAUGCCCCGGCCAUUUACCCGCUGGAGAGCCGAGGGGACUACUGUGUUGGCGAGCGUAUUGCAUACACCCUCUCCGGCACACCUCCCUUUGAGAUCUGGUAUGAUUUCCAGGGCCAGCAACGCAAGGCCAAGUCUGGAACAACCAACUUCCGCCGCAUCGCUGAAUCUCCUGGCGAAUUCACCAUUACAUCCAUCUCUGACAAGGCCUCAGAGUGUCGCGCCUCAGUCGAUAUUACUAAGACGAUUCAUCCUCUUCCCGCCGUCAAAAUCAGCAGGGGUCGACAGACUCGUGUAGAUAUACAUGAAGGCAACGAGGUUGAGAUCCUCUUCGAGUUCUGGGGCACACCACCGUUCGAGUUCACCUACACACGCAGCUCCAAUGCUCGCAAGGGCCAGAAAAGCGUGGUUCUCGAGACGCGACACGACGUCUCGUACGAGAGCAGCAAGAUCAUUCGCGCGAGCCAAGAAGGCACGUACGAGGUGGUAGCCAUCAAAGACAAGUUCUGCGCCUUCUCCACCCAGCAGGUCGCCGACACUGGCAAGGGCCAGAAGCUGCUCCAGCAUUAG